AUGAAAGCUGCCACCCUUCUCAUCCUCGCCUCCCUGGCCACAAUCGCCGCCACCGAAUUCAUUGAGAUCGGGUGGAAAACCUGCAAAGCCGAUGGCACCGUCACCAUGGUAAAGGCGGACGGAUGUAAUCUCCAGAUCAAGGAUGGCAAAAAAGUCUGUUUCUUCAAGAAAGGAAGCCGUCCGGAAAUCCAGAUUGCAUUCAAACCCUCCAAGGAUUCUGAGAAGCUCAAAACGUCAGUCCGCGCCAAGGUUGGAGGAAGUGCAAUGGUCGAUUUCCCACAAACCAACACGGACGCCUGUACCUACGGAGUAUCCUGUCCAGUCAUUGCAUCCAAGGACCAACUCUUCCAACAGUCGAUUGCAAUUACCGACAAUCAUCCAGCUGGUGACGUCAUCCAAGUCAAUUGGCAGCUCACCCGCCCGGACUCUGGAAAGGAGGUCUGUAUCAUUUUCUUGGCACAGAUCGAGGACUAA
Caenorhabditis remanei is the source of this 474-nucleotide messenger RNA. RefSeq lists its product as uncharacterized. The transcript has 2 exons. The coding region runs from base 1 to 474 and encodes 157 amino acids. The record is from RefSeq and is a predicted model, not a curated record. Gene Ontology annotation, molecular function: sterol binding. NCBI's taxonomy places the organism in Eukaryota, Metazoa, Nematoda, Chromadorea, Rhabditida, Rhabditidae. Gene Ontology annotation, biological process: sterol transport.